Messenger RNA from Geodia barretti, 3682 nucleotides. The record is from the annotation of a GenBank genome assembly. NCBI's taxonomy places the organism in Eukaryota, Metazoa, Porifera, Demospongiae, Tetractinellida, Geodiidae.
UAUCGUCUUCAGCCAUUCCCAACCGGUGUGCGCAUGCGUAUUUGUAGAGGGCGUGGUCGGUUUCCAUGGGGACAGUGUUGGUGGGCGCUUUAUAGGAUUGCCGGCGAAAGUAAAACACAGAAGAUGUCGGCUUUGGUCGGAGGAGGAGAGCGAGGCGAAGACCUGGGAGCUAUUCUAGCGAGGGUUCAGGACGACCUGCAACUGAUUCGGACGGCCGUGGCUCGAGCGGGAGAGGACGCUGUGGACCGCGAAGCUCUCGAGUCUGUACUUAGCCGCACGGAAAGAGGAAUACAGGUUGCUUCGCGGCAGGUCCUCUCCUCGAGCCUGGAUCACGUGACCACCCUGCCCCCAGUCUACCAGCAGCAGAGUGAGGGGUCGGGGAGUUCGAGGGGAAGGGGUCCGAGUCGGAGGAGAGGGAGAUCUGAGUCUCACAAGAUGGGACUACUAGAGAUGGCUGAGCACACGUCGCGACACAGCCCCAUACACCAGGCCAGACACUAUUCACUGAGUGCUGCUGAAGAAACCCAGCUGAUGCAGAGAGCACGACUCGUGAUGACCCCGUCGCUACCGGCAACGAGGAAACUGCUGAGCCAACACUAUUCCCUCCCGGAGACCCGAGAAGCGAGGUCGUUGUCGAGGUCAAAGGUCAGAGGGAAGGUGUACUCUGGAGGGACUGUCCCUCCACUUACGACUUUGCCACAGCGACAGAGAAACACUAUUGUGUCAACUCCACCCACAAUCUCAGAAGAUGACGCCCACAAAGGUCUCCUGAGUCUCAUCGAGAGGCAACUGAUACCACCUGCAGCCGACAUCGUUCUAGACCCUCCGCCAGUGAAAUCAACAACACUCGAGUUGCUGAGUGCAUCUCAGCAACACGCUAGGGCAACUGUCGCUGUAGCUCAAGAUGGUUGUGGUCACAUGGUGGGAGUGAGACUGGCUCCGGAUCAUGUGAUCCCUGCCAGUGCCAGCGAGUCUCGUCAGGAAGCCACACCCACCACCCCACAGUCGGCGACGAGACAACCUCGCCUCAAUUUCCAGCUCCUACCAGUUCCAAACCUGUUUGACCAGUCCUCUGAACAGAAAACCGAGGAAAGAGUUCCUCCUCCUCUUUUCUCACCUCCUGUUGAAAGUCUCCAGAUAAUCAUUGAGAAUGGCCUCACACUCACUGCCACUGAGGAUUAUCAAAAGUUCCAAUCUUCAAACCCCCAGCAAUGGACACAUAUAUCAGCAGUGAUUGGACUACUGGAGAAGCUGUGUAAGGAUUUCGCCGUUCCUACCGCAAUAGUCAACUGCAAAAGAGUGGUUGAGUUGUCUCUGGAGACGGAGCUGUGUCUGAGGCUAAGGAGAGGAGAUCUGCUGGCCUGUCUGUUCAACCAGGAGGAGGUUUCUCGAGUCAUCACCAGACCAGGUCAGCGGUUCAGAGGUCAAGAUGGCCAACAGGCCGCAGCAUCACUCAUUCAGGCCACGUAUCGAAUGUACAGUCAGCGAAAGAAGUACCUCAGUCACUUACGGAGAGUCUGGGCUGUGGACGCCAUAUCCAAGGCAUGGUCGCUCUGCAUUGCAAGGCACUCGGUAAGGAGAAAUCUUGUGGAGAGGAGAGAGAGAGAGUUGAAGUGCCACAGGUUGAAAAUUUCUCAACUGGCCAAAAGAUGGAGAGAUGUUCAAGAGAACAAGAGAGUUAUUAUUCAUCUCCCUUCAUUAGGUCAUCCACUGUGGAUGCGUGGAACGGAGACAGAGAUAAAAAUAGAACAGAGUCUUCAGUUGGGACGGAUCACUGAUGUUGAAGAUCCCAAUGUGGAGGUGGUAUACAUCAGUCCGGUGUCCCUGGACCAGGAGAUACUCGACUACUACGGGAGCCUCCUGGCCACCGGGCCCUCUGGUUCCCAGUCUGCCAUGGAGAGAGUUCACAUCGUCACUCCCGACGUCUCUCUCCCUCCUCACCCUCUCCCUCUCUCCUCCCUCCUCACUCUCAACCCAAGGUCUGACAAUCAGCCGUUGAGACUCUGUGAGGCAUUCUGUUAGUAUGGUUAACUCUAUAGUUUAGUAAGUGAUGCAAGAUCAUACUUUAGUAAUGCGUGCGUACCUUUGAAUGCUGCAUGUUCGCAAUUUGUUUCCUAGGGUUUAAGAGGGUAUAUUGUACCUUACCUCAUUUUUAUGACUUGAAAUUGUUACUGGGAAAGUGAACUUCUAUCUUCAAAGAACAUGGAUUUUGUAAAGAGUCACCUAUUCAUGUCUUCUUUCCUCUCUUCUCUCUCUACCGUACUACAUAUGUGCAGGACAGUUCAACGAAUAAAGAGACUGACGGCUGGUAGGGAAGCCUACAUCAUUCCCGGAGCUGUCAAUCCCGAUGACAUCACUGUAGCUGACAUGCUAGGUGUCCCUCUCCUGGGAACAGGUCCCGAGGCCAGUCAACUCUAUGGCAGUAAAGAUGGGGCGAGAAAGUUGUUUAAAGAAGCCAACGUGGUGACUCCACCCUGUGUCCCAGACAUAGUCUCAGAGAAUCAGCUGGUGGAUCAGUUGACAGGACUAGUGGCGACCCACCCUCUCAUCAGACGAUGGAUCUUCAAACUCCCUCACCACUCCAGAGGAAGAGGAUUCGCUUACUGUGACGUGGGGGACCAUCUGGAGUGUCACCGGUGGCUGGUGAGGGAGAGCCAGAGAUAUGGACUCAACUGGUCUACUCUCUGGGCACAGGAAGGUGCUAGAAGGAGAAUUCUCCUGGAGCUGCCAGCGAUCCUGGAACUCUACUGCAGACCAGUUGACACUGAACUCUACCCCAACUGGAGAGCCUUCCUUGCCGACUUCCUCGUUAACGGUGGCCUAAUUGAGGGGCAUCCCCCUUCUCCCAGCGUGACUGCUCUAACAGUUGACCUCUUCAUUGACCCCAGAGGAGAUGUUACUGUUGUCAGCACCCAGGACCAGAUAUGUGGAGAGGAAUACGUAGUGUGGGGAGUGUCUGUGCCCCAGACUUCCGUUCCUCCCGACCUUCUCCUGACCUCUGCUCUAAGAGUGGGCGUGGCUGCUAGUGGGCGUGGCAUCCUCGGACACAUCUCUGUCGACUUUGUUACCUUCAUAAACCCCACAUCUUUGGUGCAGGAGUUGUGGGCUGUGGACCUUGACAUCGGCUACAGCAGCCAUCUGGCACUGCUGAGGUUGCUAUGCUAUGUCACCGGGGCAACCGUGGAUCCUCGCAGUGGUCAGCUGGUGGUAGACGGUGGUCCUCGUUUCGCGGUGUUGUCCCCCCGGGUGUACCAUUCCAGUCUUCCAGUGGUUCACUAUCCCGUGUUCUUCCAAAUGUGCAAAGCUAACCACAUCGGAUACGAUGCCAAGGAGAAGGUUGGAACAUUGUUUGCUCUAUUUGACAGGGAACAUAAGGAAAACAUUGGACUCAUCUGUCUGCAGUCCAGUCUGUCCUCAGCUCUGACUGCCUGCUCCAACACUCUCUCCACUCUUCAUCACGAACUGUCCACUCCAAACAUACAGGGCUCCUCCAACUUCAAGAAUGUAUGCAAGGAACUGGACGCAGUAGCUGAGCUGCUGAAAGACAAUUCUUAAUACCAGCAGUGAACUGAGGACAAAAUGACUUCAUUCACAUACUGCAUACAGUAUGAGUGUGAAAAUGUUUUUUACCAAACUGAAAUGAUGACAUUGUACAAUGUAAAGCCUAGAUGUCUCCGUUGAC